AAUAUAAUGAAAAUAAUUAUAGAUAUUAUAGACAUCAGAACGAAUCGAGAUACAUACCUAGAUACAAUGAUAAUCAGAACAAUAAUCAGUCAUACAAGAACAGAUUUGACGUAAAUAGAAUGGAUGAUGAUGACAAGGAAAAUGAUGAUUACAGAGUUACAAUAUACCUUAACGAUAUACCGGUAGACAUGCAGAUCAACACCGGGUCACAAUUUUCGAUAUUGCCGAUUAAUAUUGCUAGAAAGAUAGGAAUCAAAGUCUUAAAUAAAUCGGAUACGAAAUUGACUGGCUAUGAUGGGGGAAGAAUAGAGGUGCUAGGAAUCGUUAAAAUAAAAGUGAGAUAUGAAGACAAAACUCAAAACUUAGAUGCUUUUAUAGUCCAAAAUGACAAAAUUGCAAUUCUGGGAAGGACGUGGAUAAAAGUUUUUGGGAACAUACUUAAUAAAAUUGUAAAUGUAAUCGAGGAUAAUGGAAAAGUAGAUAGUAAAAAUUAUGAAGAGAAAUGGGAUGAUCAAUACAAACAGCAAAUCAACAGCAAUGUUCAACCAACGACGUUUCAACAAUGAUGCUCAACCAACGAUGUUUCAUGAUGUUCGAUAAUCGAUUCAACUAACGAUAAUCAGUUGAUCAAACAAACAAUCAAAGAUAUAUGACA
Molecule: messenger RNA, 655 nt
Organism: Gordionus sp. m RMFG-2023
Lineage: Eukaryota; Metazoa; Nematomorpha; Gordioida; Chordodea; Parachordodidae
Exons: 2
Coding region: 120-566 (148 amino acids)
Source: RefSeq, a predicted model, not a curated record